Triticum dicoccoides is the source of this 1440-nucleotide messenger RNA. RefSeq lists its product as uncharacterized. The coding region runs from base 810 to 1238 and encodes 142 amino acids. Lineage: Eukaryota; Viridiplantae; Streptophyta; Magnoliopsida; Poales; Poaceae. The record is from RefSeq and is a predicted model, not a curated record. The transcript has 8 exons.
GGCUCCUCAUCUCCUCCUUCUUCAUCUCUCUCUCUCUUUCGGUGCUAGCUGCAGCAUGAGCGAUCUCCCGCCGGCGGCGGCGAUGGGGGGCGAGCGGGACAUCGAGCUGGGCCUUCCCACCACCAACACCACAUCAGGCUACACGCGUCAGCACAUUCUCGAAGACAUCCGCCAGUUCUCGACGCUGCUGGGCAGCACGCCCACGAUGCUUCACAAGCUCAAGAAAGCCAACGAGGAGUUGAAAUCGGCCGCUGAAUCUGCUGCAGUGAAAGAAAUCAGGGGGCGCAUGGAGAAAGACAUGGACGAGGCGGCGAAGAUGGCACGGAUCAUGAAAGAGAAGCUAAGCAGAAUCUUCCCAAGGUGUGCUGGUUCCAGUUCUGAACAAUAUGUCAACCGGUCAUGCUGCAUAUCCAGGGACCCUGGAUCCGUCAACACUGUCCAUCAUCACGGCACUGAAGAUGAAGCUUAAGGAAAGAAAGAAAGAUCUUAAGAAUCUGGGAAAAGCUAUCCAAGAAGAGUACAUAGAAGUGGUUCAGAGCAGGAUUUUCACAGGUGAGGAACUGAACUUGGUUCAACUUUCUUCAUUUUGCUUUCUGGUUGCUCAGAACUUGUGUAUGAAUGGCCUUGCGCUGCGUUACCCUUUUUUGUGAGAACUCUGAACUUUGUGCUUGCCGUGGACAGUCACCUGAGUAAAGCUCUCUGAUGAGGUAAGCAUCAUGCUACCUGUACUACUGCACUAGGUACUCCCAUCUCACUGCCAUGGCACAAAACAUAAGCAGGUGAUUCGCGUGAUCGACACCAGCAGCAUCAUGCAGAUCUUUGAGCACAGAGUUCAUGGAAUAGGUCCAGAGCAGGCCAGCGCCAUAGGGGAGGAAAUCAAGGAGCGGCGUGCUGCAGCCAUGGAUCUCGGCAAGAAGGCUGUUGAGGUGCAAAAGAAUUUCAGGGAGAUGCUGGCGCUUGUCAAGGCGCAGGAGAAAAUAGUCAAGGCACUGAGUCAGGUCCGUCAGAGUGCUGAGGCCCGUGCACGAUCUAUUGCGGAGAAUCUGGCCCGUGCACGAUCUAGGGUCGAGGAGCUGCGCCAGGAGAUGGAGGAGACAAAGCUGCUCAUCGCACUGGUUGUGAUCCUCUUCUUGUUGUGCAUCGUCGCGGUUACCCACGGAAUCUCCGGCGACCACUUACGGAGUAGUACUUGUUCCUACCUAGUACUUCCAUUGCAUGGCACGCAACUGGGAUUUUAGAACAAUUUUAUAUCGUGGCAUGGCAGCAGUGACUUGUUUCGUGACUUUCGUGGGAGUGGUAUGCUAGUAGAACUUCUGGGAUUGCUGUAAUAAUGUCCAAUCAUGUGUGUGCGCGGGCGUUGUUUCCUCGACCGUGUGGAGAUGCUUUCCUCGACCGUGUUUCCCAACACGUAGUAUUUGCUUAGUUGUGUGGAGAUGCUUU